Messenger RNA from Onychomys torridus (southern grasshopper mouse), 984 nucleotides. RefSeq names its product WASH complex subunit 1-like. Gene Ontology annotation, biological process: exocytosis; endocytic recycling; retrograde transport, endosome to Golgi. The transcript is spliced from 6 exons. Gene Ontology annotation, molecular function: alpha-tubulin binding; actin binding; gamma-tubulin binding. Gene Ontology annotation, cellular component: recycling endosome; early endosome; WASH complex. Lineage: Eukaryota; Metazoa; Chordata; Mammalia; Rodentia; Cricetidae. The record is from RefSeq and is a predicted model, not a curated record.
AUGGAGCAGCUGGGGGGGGGGGGGGGGGAGCAACAACAGACCAGGACAAGGAACAGGAUCCAGAGCAAGCACCGCCCACUGGACAAGCGGGCCCUGCAGGAGAAGCGGAAAUACUUUCCGGUGUGUGUGAACACCAAGUCACAGCCUGAGGAUGAAGCAGAGGAGGGACUUGGGGGUCUUCCCCGCAACAUCAGCUCCAUCAGCUCCCUGCUGCUCUUCAACACCACAGAACAUCUGUACAAGAAGUAUGUUUUCCUGGACCCUCUGGCUGGCGCAGGAACAAAAACCCACACGAUGCUGGGCACAGAAGAGGAGAAGUUGUUUGAUGCCCCCCUGUCUAUCAGCAAGCGAGAGCAGCUGGGGCAGCAGGCUCUGGAAAACUACUUCUAUGUGCCAGACCUGGGUCAGGUUCCUGAGAUCGAUGUGCCCUCCUACCUACCUGACUUACCUGGAAUCGCAGAUAACCUCAUGUACAGUGCGGACCUGGGGCCUGGCAUUGCCCCCUCCGCUCCUGGUGUCAUCCCAGAGCUGCCCACCUUCCACACAGAGGUAGCUGAACCUUUCCAGACAGAGCUAGAGGAUGGUGUGCUGCUGGCAGCACCACCACCACUGCCACCUCCCCCACCACCUCCCCCAGGUCCCACAGUGGUGGUCAGUGCCCCCCAACCACCAGUGUUCCCUGAAGUGGCGGCUGCACCUGGCCAUGCUGCCAGGGAAGAAGAUAUUAGCGGCAGUAUGGCCCACUCAGCCUCUGUUCAAGGAACUCCCGAGGAGGAGGUUGACCCCUCCAGUGGCCGGGCCACCCUACUGGAGUCCAUCCGCCAAGCUGGGGGCAUUGGCUAGGCCAACCUGCGCAGUGUGAAGGAACGCAAGCUGGAGAAGAAGAAACAGAAGGAACAGGAGCAAGGUGAAGGCACCAAGGAUAUUGCUGCAGCAACCAGGCUCCCGGUCAACCCACAGGAAGUCCCCUUGUGGCUACCCUGA